UACCGGCCCAGCGUGCAGAACCACUACACCACGAAGGACGCUCGGAAAGCAUAAAACAAAAGUCCAGAACCUUCUGCCUUGUAAAAAUGAACAACCAGGUCAUCUAGGAGACAUAGGAGCAGCAAAUGGUGUUACAUAUGAAGACGUGCUGAUCAACCAUCAUCCUACAAGGAUACCACAGGGACACCUUGGCGGGAGCCAAACUCUUAUGCCUUUAGAGAUACUGGAUGUGAAGUUGGGCGACAUGGGCCCUCUACCAAUAUCAACUUUACAUCAGUCUUCAUUUUAUCCUAACAGAAAUGCAGGUGAAGUUAUUAGUGGAAAAACAUUCCAUCCUGUUUAUGAAGAAGUCUGUCAAGCACCAUCAGGUGAUAAGUCUAUCACUGGCAAAAGCUAUGAAUCUGAUUUUGAAGAAAGCGGUAAACUAGGAGGUCACAGCGUGACAAGUGAAGAUGAUUUUGCAGAAGAUGAAUUUAGUGUUGCCGAAUACCCAAGUCGAGAAGGUAGUGGACAGUGCUCAGCAACUAGUAGUGUUCGAGGAUCAACAGGUGGAGACUUGUGUAAAGACACUGUAUCUAGUGAUGAAGGUGUGAGAGAGGAUGAUAUGAUCAGUGACUCACCAGAAAUGUCACUUGGUGAUAAUUCGUUUAAUUAUCCAAGGCAUUUAUGUAUACCAAGAGAUAUCAGUUCAGAAAAACGAAGGGGAAAUCCUAUGCAAACCCCUCACAGUCAUCAGCAAAAUGCUCCAACAUAUCCUCUUCCAGAAAGGACUGCUAAUAUUUUGGCACCUAUCCAAAGAAUUACUGGACUUAUGCUGGGUAAUCAAUCACAUUCCAAGCCAUUAACAGACAGUAAAAAGCGUAUGUCUCCAUCUCGCAUUCCUUCAUCUUCUUUUGCACCUCCUGUUCCCACUACAAAUGCAAAGACUCAUUUAAAUACAACAUCAGUGCCUGUGAAUGCACCCUGGAUGAUGAAGCAUGGGCAUGAUGACAGAGUGACAUUCCCAGCAAGUAGUUCACAAGAAAAUAUUUAUUCAACUAUUGAUGAGGAUGAAUUAGCAGAUUAUUCAAUCCAUCCUACCUUAACUAGUCUUGUUUGCCCACAACAUGCAAGUCCUCCAGGUAAACACAGUUCUGCAGUGCCAAAGAGCGUUCCAGUGCGUGGUGAGAGACCCAUUCAAUCACCAAAUCAUCGCAAUGCAGAAGACAGUAAUAGUUCAUACGGAGACAUCAUGCCAGCCUUUAAUUCUGCUUCAUUUACGUGAUGUGCCUCUUGCAUUGACUAAGUUACAUAGUAUUUGCAAAGACUAGGCUAUCUACUAUCGCAAAGACUCAGACAGUGCUAGAGCUACCUGUGAUAUAUAUAACUGCAAACCAGUUUUACUACUGCACCAGUUCAGAAAUCGACUUAUUAAAAAAAAAGGGCUUUAACUUUUUAAAGCUAAUUUUCUAUUAUAUUGUUUUGCUACUUAAUUUCAGAAUUAUCGAACAGUUUGCUGCAAUACAAUAUUAACACAAGGACCACAACAUUUAUCUCCUUUUUAUUGAUGCAUCCUUUGUAAACAUUGAUAGAAAUAAAAAGAAUGUGCAUUUUUUGGU
Stegodyphus dumicola is the source of this 1598-nucleotide messenger RNA. RefSeq lists its product as uncharacterized. The record is from RefSeq and is a predicted model, not a curated record. NCBI's taxonomy places the organism in Eukaryota, Metazoa, Arthropoda, Arachnida, Araneae, Eresidae.